Panicum virgatum (switchgrass) is the source of this 3528-nucleotide messenger RNA. Its product is annotated as receptor kinase-like protein Xa21. The record is from RefSeq and is a predicted model, not a curated record. Gene Ontology annotation, biological process: protein phosphorylation; hormone-mediated signaling pathway. Lineage: Eukaryota; Viridiplantae; Streptophyta; Magnoliopsida; Poales; Poaceae. The coding region runs from base 99 to 3425 and encodes 1108 amino acids. The transcript has 2 exons. Gene Ontology annotation, molecular function: protein binding; protein kinase activity; ATP binding. Gene Ontology annotation, cellular component: plasma membrane.
GCGAGUGGUAAUGAUGAUUGAUGAAUUCACACUUGUACAUCUAUAUAUGUGGUACGGUCAUGCGUUGCUCUUGUUGUAUCACUAGCUAGAAUCCAGCAAUGGCGCUCCUCCCAAUCCCAUGCAUCCCCAUGAUCAUCGUCACAACACUCCCAAUACUCCAGCUGCUGCUGGCGUCUACUGUUGCUGCUUCUAGUUCCUUCGGAAAUGGCAAUGGCAGCGCCGCCGAUCUCUCCGCGCUAGUUGCUUUCAAGGCCCAGCUCUCAGAUCCACUCGGCAUCCUCGGCAGCAACUGGACAACCGAGACCUCGUUCUGCCAGUGGCUUGGGGUCUCCUGCAGCCGCCGCCACCGGCUACGCGUCGUCGCCCUGGAGCUACCAGGCAUACCUCUCCAAGGCGAGGUCACUCCUCAGCUCGGUAACCUCUCUUCCCUGACCGUCCUCAACCUAACCAACACGGGCCUUACAGGCUCCAUCCCAUCCGAGCUUGGGAGGCUACACCAGCUUAGGUAUCUAGAUCUUGGCGACAACGCUCUAUCGGGCACCCUCCCUGCCACCAUGGGGAACCUCACGAGCCUCCAAGUCCUCGUGCUGUACAACAACAGCAUCUCAGGAACAAUCCCUGAGGAGUUUCAGGGCCUGCACAACCUUAGGUACAUGAACUUUCAGAAGAAUUCCCUGAAUGGCUCGAUACCGGAAGGUCUGUUUAACAACACGCCGUGGCUAAGCUACCUCAACCUUGACAACAACAGCUUGUCAGGGAUGAUACCACACGGUAUUGGCUCCCUGCCGAUGCUCCAGGCUCUCGGCUUGCAGGCCAACAAACUGUCCGGUGUGGUGCCUCCAUCCAUCUUCAAUAUGUCCACACUUCAACUGCUGUAUCUUGGGGGCAACUACAAUCUGAACGGACCUAUUCCUGGCAACAAAAGCUUUAGCCUACCCAUGCUUCAAGUCAUCUCCCUCCAGUUCAACAGUUUCACAGGUAGGAUUCCACAGGGUCUCUCUGAAUGCCGAUACCUCCAAGUACUUUCUCUGUCAACAAACUCCUUUGAAGGCCCAGUGCCUACAUGGCUGGCCAAGCUGCCGGAGCUCACAGAGAUAGAGUUGGGUGACAAUAAACUUGAUGGCCCAGUCCCAGCUGCUCUCAGCAAUAUAACCAAUCUCGCCAUUCUAGACCUGUCAUUUGGCAAUCUAACCGGAGGGAUUCCACAUGAACUCGGACAACUAAGUCAACUCAUGGUAUUGUCUCUGGCACAUAAUCAGCUGACUGGGCCAUUUCCAUCUUUUGCUAGUAACUUGUCUGGGUUAUCGUAUAUACUGUUGGACGCAAAUCUUUUGACCGGUUCUGUGCCAACGACACUUGGUAGCACAGGGAGUCUUGUAUCUGUCAUUCUUUAUGGGAACUACCUUGAUGGGAAUCUAAACUUCCUGGCCAGUCUUUCAAAUUGUAGACAACUCUACCAACUUGAUGUUGGGUUGAAUCGUUUCACUGGGAGAAUCCCUGACAGUAUCGGAAACCUCUCUAGUCAACUGAAUUUUUUCUUUGCUGACAGAAAUAAUUUAACCGGCGAACUUCCCGCUACCAUGUCAAAUUUAAGCAGCCUCAAUAUGAUAGACUUUUCAGAAAACCAGCUGAGCAGCACAAUUCCAAGAUCGAUCAUGAUGAUGGACAAGCUCGUUGUGAUUUACCUUUACGGCAACCGCUUGUUCGGCCCCAUCCCAGCACAGCUUGGUGUGCUAGGAAACCUGGAACAAUUAGUACUCUUUGACAAUCAGCUCACCGGCUCUAUACCAGAUAAACUCGGCAACCUCUCCAAGCUGUUGUACCUUGAUCUAUCUCAGAACCGGUUAUCGUCAACUAUACCAGCAAGCUUAUUCCACCUUGUUAGUCUCACGAAACUUGCCCUGCAUCAAAAUUCAUUGGAUGGUGCAUUUCCAGUUCAAAUAGGUUCCUUGCCACAAAUUUUAAGCAUAGAUCUCUCUAGCAACACUUUUGCUGGUGGACUUCCAGGUUUUGGACAACUGCAAACAUUAACCUACCUAAACCUAUCACACAACUCAUUCAACGGUUCAGUUCCAGAGUCUUAUGGCAACCUCAGGAGCUUGAAAUCGUUGGACCUUUCCUACAAUGAUCUAUCCGGUACAAUCCCAGGGUACUUGGCCAAAUUUACAGAUCUCACCAGCUUGAACCUGUCCUUCAACAAACUACAUGGUCAGGUACCAGAAGGAGGUCUCUUCGCAAACAUUACACUUCAAUCUUUGAUGGGGAACUCUGCUCUGUGUGGUGUCUCCCGUUUAGGAUUUAUGCCAUGCCCAAGCAAUCAUCAGUAUCACUCAACUAGUAACAGAAGAAUCCUAAUAUUCUCGAUCAUUGCUGGCAUCAUAUUAGUUGGAUCUGUAGUUACCUGCCUAUACAUGAUCAUCAAGAAGAAACUGAAGCAAGAGAGGGUGGUUUCUACUGGAAUGGUCGACAUGAACACCCAUAGGUUAGUCUCGUUUCAUGAGAUUGUUCGGGCCACUGAAAAUUUCAAUGAAACCAACCUGCUGGGUGCUGGAAGCUUUGGGAAAGUUUACAAGGGACAACUAAGUGAUGGAUUGGUGGUUGCGGUAAAAGUUCUGAACAUGCAGCUGGAGCAGGCUAUUAGAAGCUUUGAAGCAGAGUGCCGUGUGCUGUGCAUGGCUCGUCAUCGGAAUUUGAUAAGGAUACUAAACACCUGUUCAAACAUGGACUUCAAAGCACUGAUUCUCCAGUACAUGCCUAACGGUAGCCUGGAAACGCACUUACACACUGAAAGUAGGCAGUGUUUGGGGUUCUUGAAGAGGUUGGACAUUCUGUUGGACGUGUCAAGAGCAAUGGAGUAUCUGCACCACCAACACUGCGAGGUAGUCCUGCACUGUGACUUAAAGCCAAGCAAUGUUCUAUUUGACGAAGACAUGACCGCGCAUGUGGCGGACUUUGGCAUUGCGAAGCUACUAUUUGGUUAUGACAGCUCUGUAAUUUCUGCUAGCAUGCCAGGAACAAUAGGGUACAUGGCUCCAGAGUACGGAUCCAACGGGAAAGCAUCAAGAAAGAGUGAUGUCUUCAGCUUCGGGAUCAUGCUUCUUGAAAUACUCACUGGAAAGAAGCCAACGGAUUCAAUGUUUGUCGGACAACUAAGCCUCAGGUUGUGGGUCAAGCAAGCGUUUCCAAGAAGGCUUAGCGAUGUUGUGGAUGAACAUUUACUGCAAGAUCAUCCUACAAGCCGCAUGGACAACUUCCUUGUGCCGAUGUUUGAGUUGGGUUUACUAUGCUCGAGUGACCUACCUGAGCAAAGGAUGACAAUGAGCGAUGUUGUUGUGGUACUGAACAAGAUAAAGAAGGAUUAUGUUCGUUUUACGUCAACAAUGGCAGGCCCCGGAUCGUCUGGUGACGAUGAUAGCAUUUCAUAGUGUCAGUAGGCAUUGCCUUCUUCAUACUUACCGAACGGUCCAAUGAUGCCAAGUAAUAUCUUAUCGGUGGUUGUAUAUGCAAUGAAGUAUACCCAUGCUGUCA